Annulohypoxylon maeteangense is the source of this 857-nucleotide messenger RNA. Its product is annotated as cytochrome c oxidase polypeptide vib-like protein. The record is from RefSeq and is a predicted model, not a curated record. The coding region runs from base 168 to 428 and encodes 86 amino acids. The transcript is spliced from 5 exons. Gene Ontology annotation, cellular component: respiratory chain complex IV; mitochondrion. Lineage: Eukaryota; Fungi; Ascomycota; Sordariomycetes; Xylariales; Hypoxylaceae.
GCAAGAACCCCAUUAUCCGAAAGCUCCUUCCAAGCUGCAAUCUUCAGUCUCAUAAUCUCGUAAUACAUCAUCACUUUACACUUUACAUUCUACAACAUACAACAACCGAUUGCCAUUGAACCCGUCAACAUCACUCUCCACUCAAACAAAACAUACAAAUCGCCAAAAUGUCCGACGACGAGCGUGUAACAAAACCCUUCAAGUUCGUCACUGCUGGUGUCGACGCUCGAUUCCCCAACAUGAACCAGACCAAGCACUGCUGGCAGAACUACGUUGAUUACCACAAGUGCAUCAAUGCCAAGGGCGAGGAUUUCGCCCCAUGCCGCCAGUUCUUCCUUGCCUACAGAUCUCUAUGCCCGAGUGGAUGGUAUCAACGAUGGGAUGAUCAACGAGAGGCCGGAAACUUCCCCGUCAAGUUAGAUGCUUAAGUGUAUCUCAUGACUUGCAUACGAUCUUCACAUGCAUCAGUCGAAUCGGCAGAGUUGGACUAUCACGAUGUAGUACAUAUCCUAAAUUUCCUCAGCCAGCCAACUAGAGCUUUGUUACAAGGCUACUUACAUUUGUCAUUUAUAUUUUCCAUGUGACUAGUCGAUAUUCCCGCUGCUUUUAGUCGGGAUACCUAGUGAAUAACUUCUCAACUGAGAGUCAGAUAUAAGGCGCGAAGUCUUCAUUGCCCUUUUCCUUGGGAUGAUGCCUUCAUGAUAACUAUUAUGAGAUAGAAUAUCUACCAAAGGCCCGGUUUCACCUGUCUUAUUUAUCCCACAUCAUUAACCAUCUCGGAUACAGCUUUAGAUGCGGCUCUCUCCUCGUGAACUCAGGAGCCAUCAUAGUUAUAGCAUGAUAGCAGAGCCAGCAAG